Molecule: messenger RNA, 921 nt
Organism: Jatropha curcas
Lineage: Eukaryota; Viridiplantae; Streptophyta; Magnoliopsida; Malpighiales; Euphorbiaceae
Source: RefSeq, a predicted model, not a curated record
UCAUUACCUUAAAAUUGGUAUCAGGAUACUCGAUCUGUGGGGGCUAUUGCAGGGCUCGCUGUUGCUAUAGUUUUUACUUGGAGGCUGUUUAGGUCACCCAGUGGAAGUCAACAAAGACAGCCAAAACGCCAAGCUCCUCCAACUAGUAGUUCAGUUGUUAGUGCUCAAUCGAAUUCAACAUUGACUCCUCCUGGAGUUUGUUCAUCUUCUGAUGAUCUGAGAGCACAAAAUGUCGUUGACGAAUUCUUCCAGCCAGUAAAGCCAACUUUGGGGCAGAUAGUUAGACAGAAAUUGAGUGAAGGAAGAAAGGUCACGUGUCGUUUGCUUGGAGUUAUCCUUGAGGAAACUACUCCAGAGGAGCUUCAGAAACAAGCUACUGUGAGGUCUUCUGUUCUGGAAGUGCUGUUGGAGAUAGCAAAAUUUUGUGAUCUUUAUCUUAUGGAAAGAGUACUUGAUGAUGAGAGUGAACAAAAGGUUCUUGCAGCAUUAGAAAAUGCAGGGGUUUUCACAUCUGGUGGUUUAGUCAAAGACAAGGUUCUCUUUUGUAGCAUGGAAAAUGGACGAUCAUCUUUUGUCCGGCAGCUAGAACCAGAUUGGCAUAUUGACACAAAUCCCGAAAUUGUUUCUCAGUUAGCUAGGUUUAUCAAAUAUCAGCUUCACAUUUCUCCUAUUAGACCCGAACGAACUGCUGCAAAUGUGUUUAGUGCUCCAUCCUUGGAACAGUUCUUUGGAUGUGUUUGAUGCUUCACCACUAAAACAUCUGGAGUAUAAACCUAAAAUAGAUUGUUCUUUGUGUUAAAAAAGAAAAACUGAUUACAGCGCAAUGUUCUUUAGAAACUCUUCGCCAGUUGUUAAUUUUCGGUGAGAAGUGACCACAAAUUCCUUCUAAUUUUGUUUGAAAUUUGUGCAUUAGAUUGGUCA